AUGAUAUCGCUGUUGGCUUUCACGCUGCUCCUCCUUCCGGUCACUAUAAAGACAAGCCCUGUAAAACACUCAUGGGAGGGUACUGUGCAUGUGGUUGCAAGUACUGGAGCAUACACAGGCAUCGUCGAUGAGGUGGCACCGGAUGUUCGCCAAUUCCGCAACAUACCAUUUGGUCUCCCACCAGCGGGCGAACGUCGCUGGCUUCCUCCGGUUGCGGUGACAUCUCACGCCGAGACAAAGUUUGAUUCAACGAAGUUUCCGCCGUCAUGUCCUCAAUACGCGCCAUAUAAUGGGAGCUCAGGUGUCUACACUGGUAUCGUGCCUGAGCUCGUUGCAGCUCCAACGAAAACCGACCAGUAUGCCAAAACAUCUGAAGACUGUCUUUCCUUAGCUCUAUGGACUCCAACAGGUGCCGACAAGGGAAGCAAACUACCAGUCAUCCUCUUUAUGACUGGUGGCGGCUUCGGCUCGGGUGGGAUAGACAUUCCAUAUCAGUUCCCGCACCAUUGGGUACAAAAGACACAGCAGCAUAUUGUUGUCACCAUUAACUAUCGAGUCAACAUUUUUAGAUUUCCUUAUGCCGCUGGGUUAAACGACCAGAACCUGGGCAUUCUCGAUCAGAGACUUGCCCUUGAAUGGGUUCGAGACAAUAUUGAGGCCUUUGGUGGAGAUCCAGGACGUAUCACGCUAUGGGGCCAAUCCGCAGGAGCAGCUUCUGCAGAUAUCCACAACUAUGCCUAUGCCGACGAUCCUAUUGUAACUUCCUACUUCAUGGACUCAGGCUCUGUCUCCAUCAUUCCCCCAACACUCGACACUAUGAACACAAAUUUCACGUUUGUAGCGCGUCACUUUGGUUGUGACACUUCUACACCAGAGACUGAACUGUCCUGCAUGCGUUCAAUCGAUUUCCAGGCUAUAACAGAUUUCGUUGGCAGAUAUGGUGAGAACAAAACCUUGGCCGAGCCCAGCUUAAGCUUCUGGCCUAUGUCCGAUGAGCGCAUCGUGUUUUCAAACUAUACUGAUCGCUUGGUAAAUGGUCGUUCUUCCGGCCGGCCCGUGCUAUUCACAUCUUGCAAAGAGGAAGGUGCUGGAUUCGGGCCAGUUAUCGUUUCUCUACCUUCGCCAUCAAAUCCUUACGGAGUAUGGAAAGUCAACCGCACGAUCACGGAGCAAAACACACUUGGUCCUUUUCAGUGUCCCGCUGCUAUGUGGAGCGCAUUAAGGGACGCAGCGGGACUCAAGACAUAUCGUUGGCAGUAUACCGGCAACUUCUCCAACAUCAGUCCCUUACCAUGGAUGGGGGCAUACCAUUCUUCUGAUUUACCGUUGCUGUUUGGCAGCCAUUCUGACUUCAGAGGACCGAGCACUACGCUGGAGGUUGCCACUAGUGAGAGUAUGCAGGACCAUUUACUCGCAUUUGUGCAAGACCCGGUUGCUGGGCCGGAGACAAUUGGUUGGGCAGAUAACAAGCAUGAUGGCUUUCUAAGGUUUGGUGCUGAUGGUGUCGCCGUAGCUACCAUUGAAAAGAAGGACGUUGAUGGAAUUUGCGCUCAGUGGGACGACUUCGAGGGACUAUCUAUGUAG
Messenger RNA from Exophiala bonariae, 1584 nucleotides. RefSeq lists its product as uncharacterized. The record is from RefSeq and is a predicted model, not a curated record. The coding region runs from base 1 to 1584 and encodes 527 amino acids. The transcript has 5 exons. NCBI's taxonomy places the organism in Eukaryota, Fungi, Ascomycota, Eurotiomycetes, Chaetothyriales, Herpotrichiellaceae.